AGAAACAAAUCCGAAUCUUAAUCGGAAAAGUAAGACAUGGAGAGCAGUCCAUAGUUUGUAUGCUUAAUUGUCCUACAUAAGCACCUCUUCUCUCCUCUAUAUAAAGGCACCACAAUUGAUGACAAAAGACACCACCCCUUAACCAAAUUAACCUCUCCUCUAAGGUUUAAUUUGAUCUUCACCAUCCAAAUUCUUAAUCUCCCAAAAUCAUUUUCAGCCAUGGCAUCACUUAAUUUGCUUAUAACAACCCUUCUAAUAGUUCCCAUUUUAUUUUCCUCUUGUGUUUUUUCCUACUCUUUGAGCUCCAUCAAAUCAUGGUGUAGCCAAACCCCUUACCCUCAGCCAUGUGAGUACUACUUGAGCAACAAUGCCUUCAACAAACCCAUUAAAAACAAGUCAGAUUUCUUCAAAGUGUCUCUUGAACUCGCCAUGCAACGAGCACAAAUGGGCCAACAAAACACCCACUCACUAGGCUCAAAGUGCAGAAGCCCAAGCGAAAGAGCCGCAUGGGCCGAUUGCCUUGAGCUCUACGAAUACACCAUCGAAAAGCUUAACAAAACCGUGGCCCCUCAUGUCGGAUGCACACAGACCGAUUUCCAAACCUGGCUCAGCACAGCUCUUACAAACCUUGAGACGUGCAGGGCUGGGUUCUAUGAACUUGGGGUAACGAACUAUGUGUUACCGUUGAUGUCCAACAAUGUCACCAUGUUAUUAAGUAACACCUUGUCCCUAAACAAGGUUGUUCCUUUCCAGCAGCAACAACAACCACCAAGUAACAAAGAUGGGUUCCCGACGUGGGUGAAGCCUUGUGACAGGAAGCUGCUACAAACAUCAUCAGCGGCUUCAAAGGCGAACGUGGUGGUGGCAAAAGAUGGGUCUGGAAAGUACACGAGUGUGAGUGCCGCGGUGAACGCUGCACCCAAGAGUGGAAGUGGGAGGUAUGUGAUAUAUGUGAAGAGUGGGGUUUACAAUGAACAAGUUGAGAUCAAAGGAAAGAAUAUCAUGUUGGUGGGAGAUGGUAUUGGCAAGACCAUAAUCACUGGUAGCAAAAGCGUUGGAGGUGGCACCACAACCUUCCGUUCAGCUACUGUUGCUGUUGUGGGUGAUGGAUUCAUUGCUCAAGACAUCACAUUCAGAAAUACUGCAGGAGCAGCAAAUCACCAAGCUGUGGCGCUUCGUUCUGGUUCAGAUCUCUCAGUAUUCUACAAGUGCGGCUUUGAAGGUUACCAGGACACACUCUAUGUCUACUCAGACAGACAAUUUUACAGAGAAUGUGACAUCUAUGGUACAAUUGAUUUCAUCUUCGGAAAUGCUGCUGUGGUUUUGCAAAACUGCAACAUUUAUGCGAGAAACCCUACUCAAAAAACCAUCACAGUCACUGCUCAAGGCCGAACCGACCCGAACCAGAACACCGGAAUCAUCAUCCACAAUUCCAAGGUUACUGGUGCCUCAGGUUUCCAGUCGAGCUCUGUUAAGUCAUACCUUGGUAGGCCUUGGCAAAAAUACUCAAGAACUGUAUUCAUGAAAACUAAUCUUGAUAGUUUGAUUAACCCUGCUGGUUGGAUGCAAUGGAGUGGUAACUUUGCUUUGGAUACUCUGUACUAUGCAGAGUAUGCUAACACUGGACCCGGUUCAUCCACUUCGAACCGGGUCACUUGGAAGGGUUACCAUGUUCUCACUAGUGCAUCUCAGGCUUCACCUUUCACUGUUGCCAACUUCAUUGCUGGUAACUCAUGGAUUACAAGCACUGGUGUGCCUUUCACUUCAGGGCUCUAAAUUAAUGUUUCUUACAAUUUGUGAUUACAUGUUAGAGAAUAAUCAAAUUCUGUUAUUCUGAAGAUAAUAACAAAUUCUUUAGAAUUAUUGAAUUUUAUUAUUCUCUAACUAUUUCUAGUUCUUCUAAAUUAUUUGUUCUGUAUAAAUGUAGUUCUUUCCUGUACUAGUGAAUAAGCCAAGGAAAAUUACUUGGCACGGCCAACCAAUUGUAUUGUUAAAUUUGUCUUACUUGUUGUAAAGAAUUGUUAUUCUUGGUGGAAUUGUAUUAUCAAGUAGAUAGAAUCAAAGAUGAAAGUUUCAUUUGGAUGUCUCA
Molecule: messenger RNA, 2089 nt
Organism: Lotus japonicus
Lineage: Eukaryota; Viridiplantae; Streptophyta; Magnoliopsida; Fabales; Fabaceae
Product: pectinesterase 2-like
Exons: 2
Coding region: 220-1776 (518 amino acids)
Biological process (GO): cell wall modification
Molecular function (GO): pectinesterase activity; pectinesterase inhibitor activity
Source: RefSeq, a predicted model, not a curated record